Oncorhynchus masou masou (cherry salmon) is the source of this 2125-nucleotide messenger RNA. RefSeq names its product NADH-cytochrome b5 reductase 3-like. Bases 331 to 1350 code for a protein of 339 amino acids. Gene Ontology annotation, molecular function: oxidoreductase activity. Lineage: Eukaryota; Metazoa; Chordata; Actinopteri; Salmoniformes; Salmonidae. The record is from RefSeq and is a predicted model, not a curated record. The transcript has 10 exons.
CCGCUAAAUACGCCCUCCCGUCAACACAAUAUUUUUUGGGGGGGUGUGCCCUCUCUGAUGAGAAACUAACUAGAUAGCCAAGUAGUUCUUUGUGCUGAGGAUUCGGAAUCGCCAUGAAGUACGCAUUGCCCAGGACCUCCACAUCCGACUUCUUCACCUCCAGGAUCGUCUGAGACCAGCCACCCGGACAGCUGAUGAAACUGUGGGUUUGCACAACCAAAUAAUUUCUGCACAGACUGUCAGAAACCGUCUCUGGGAAGCUUAUCUGCGUGCUUGUCGUCCUCACCAAGGUCUUGACCUGACUGCAGUUCGCCAUCCUAACUGACUUCAAUGGGCAAAUGCUCACCUUUUGAUGGCCACUGGCAUGCUGGAGAAGUGGGCUCUAAAUGGAUUAAUCCCAGUUUCAACUCUACCGGGCAGAUGACAGAUAGCGUGUAUGGGGUCAUGUGGUUCUCGACAGUAGCUGUGACUGCUGGGGUGUUAUUGCUGUCCACUGUGGGCAUAAUUAUAGCCCUCUAUCUAGGCAAGAAGAAAAAGCCUCCAGUCACCUUGCUUGACCCUACCCAGAAAUACCAGCUAAUGCUCAUCGAUAAAGAGGUGAUCAGCCAUGAUACUCGCAGGUUCCGCUUUCGGCUUCCCUCAGCAGAACAUAUCCUGGGGCUGCCCGUAGGGAAGCAUGUAUACCUCUCUGCCCGUAUUGACGGCAGCUUGGUAGUCAGACCAUACACACCUGUGUCCAGCGACGACGACAAAGGAUAUGUUGACUUGGUUGUGAAGAUCUACUUCAGUAAUGUGCACCUCAAGUUUCCUGAUGGAGGCAAGAUGUCCCAGUACCUGGAGAGUCUGCACCUGGGAGAUGUUGUGGACUUCAGAGGACCAGGAGGACUGCUGGAGUACAGAGGGCAUGGGCAGUUUGCAGUUCAGACAGACAAGAAGUCUUCUGCGGAGAUAAAAGUUGCCAGUACUGUGGGUCUGAUAGCUGGAGGAACAGGCAUCACCCCUAUGCUACAGCUGGUGCGUGCUAUCAUGAAGGACCCCAGUGACAGGACCACCUGCAGCCUGCUGUAUGCCAACCAGACUGAGAAGGAUAUCCUGCUGAGGGAUGAGCUGGAGGAGGUCCAGGCCAGACACCCAGACCGCUUCAAGCUGUGGUUUACAGUGGACAGGGCACCCGAGUGCUGGGAGUACAGUGAGGGCUUCAUCAAUGUGGAUAUGAUCCAGGAGCACCUGCCCACCCCCAGUGAGGACACCUUGGUGCUCAUGUGCGGUCCACCCCCCAUGAUCCAGUUUGCUUGCAACCCCAACCUGGACAAGUUGGGCUAUUGGCAGAGUCAGCGCUUCGCCUACUAGUCACCAGCCUAGGAACUAUCCUACCAGCCACCCCCAUCAUGGGCCUUCUCAAUGCAACAAUGACAUCAAUUCAGUGCUUGAUUGGGCUGGAACUACUGCUUGAGUACCGGCGUCUCUUAUAGAUUAUUGGCUAAAAGUUCGCUGAGUUCCAGCACCUAAAUAUAUACAGUACUGGCACCCAAAAUAAGUAUGUGUACCAUUUUCAGUCUGCUUAAAGCACUGCAUCAAUCUACUGCCAAAAGCCCCAUAUGGUAAGUGCAGACAGGUUGAGCAUUAAAUGCUCACUUGGAACCAAAGUCCUACCUUUGUAUUAUUAGCUGAUAUCUACAAUUGUAUUUUUAGGUGAGGUUUUAAAGCUUUGAUUUAUUAUUGAUGUUCUUAGCCUUGAGCAGUCCUAAAAACAGGACAGAGCAAAUAUAACUUAAAGAUAAAGCUGCAUACUGAACUGAAUUAUGCCCAGGGAUGCAGUGCUGAAUAUAAGGAGGCUGCCCAGGCAGCUUUGCUUCAAAUGCGCACACAACAAAUGGUAUGCACUUAAAUAUUACAGCUUCUGUAGAUAUGUGUUCUACUGUAUUUUGGCACGUGGGGCUUUUUGAUGUGGGAUCUGACUGCAUUUCUUAUUGUAUUUCUGUGAGAUUGUGUGAGCAUAAUUAUUCAAGGUUCUUUUGUUUUAUAUAUAAUUUCAGAGUUUAAUCUGCAAUGCACUACAGUCUUUGAAAAAAUGGAUUGUGUUUAUGAAGAGAAAAGACAAUAAAAUUUCUGCCACCACUUCAAA